AUGGGUCAAGAAGAUGCCGUCUAUCUGGCUAAGCUCGCUGAGCAGGCUGAGCGCUACGAGGAGAUGGUUGAGAACAUGAAGAUUGUCGCCUCCGAGGACCGUGACCUGACAGUUGAGGAGCGCAACCUCCUGUCCGUUGCUUACAAGAAUGUUAUUGGCGCUCGCCGUGCCUCUUGGAGAAUAGUUACAUCUAUUGAGCAGAAGGAGGAGACCAAGGGCAACUCAUCCCAGGUUACCCUGAUCAAGGAGUACCGCCAGAAGAUCGAGAACGAGCUGGCUAAGAUCUGCGAGGAUAUCCUCGAGGUUCUUGACAAGCACUUGAUCCCCUCUGCAAAGUCUGGCGAAUCAAAGGUUUUCUACCACAAGAUGAAGGGUGACUACCACCGUUACCUUGCCGAGUUCGCCAUCGGCGACCGCCGCAAGGACUCCGCCGACAAGUCCCUCGAGGCCUACAAGGCUGCCACCGAGGUUGCCCAGACCGAUCUUCCUCCUACCCACCCCAUCCGCCUGGGUCUCGCCCUGAACUUCUCCGUGUUCUACUACGAAAUCCUCAAUGCUCCUGACCAGGCAUGCCAUCUGGCCAAGCAGGCUUUCGAUGAUGCUAUUGCCGAGCUUGACACCCUCAGCGAGGAGAGCUACAAGGACUCUACCCUUAUCAUGCAGCUGCUCCGUGACAACCUUACUCUCUGGACUUCUUCCGAGGCCGACAACACUGCUUCCGCCGAUGCCCCUGCCAAGGAAGAGGCCGCUCCCUCUACUGAGGCCGCUCCUGCUACUGAGGAGGCUCCUAAGCCUGCUGAGUAA
Clonostachys rhizophaga is the source of this 804-nucleotide messenger RNA. The record is from the annotation of a GenBank genome assembly. NCBI's taxonomy places the organism in Eukaryota, Fungi, Ascomycota, Sordariomycetes, Hypocreales, Bionectriaceae.